This is a messenger RNA of Neoarius graeffei (lesser salmon catfish), 1348 nucleotides long. RefSeq names its product transmembrane protein 69 (gene tmem69). The coding region runs from base 113 to 871 and encodes 252 amino acids. The record is from RefSeq and is a predicted model, not a curated record. The transcript has 3 exons. NCBI's taxonomy places the organism in Eukaryota, Metazoa, Chordata, Actinopteri, Siluriformes, Ariidae.
UUGGUAGUUGUUGCUGUUGACCUCCGCAUGUCCUGCUGAAUUAUCAAGUUAAAUCUGAAGUAGUUAAUGAUUUAGAGCGGUUUUGGAAACUAUGAGAGGAUAAUAGGGGAAAAUGUCUUUAUCUCUAAUAGGACGUCGUUUAUGUGCCAGUUUCUGGGAACAGUGUGGGAAAUGGAGCAGACUUCAGCCCGUAUCCAAAAGGUUUGUGUUCUCCAGCCACCAGAUCCACUGCUCUCCAUUUUUCACGAAAGCUUGGCGUUGCCCUCUGGCUCCCAGAUACGCCGCAGGUUCUCUUAUCCGAGCCGAAUCGCUCCACUCUUCAUCACAGAGACUGAAGAAACGGCAGCCGGAGGAACCUCCUCCACGAGAACUCGACUUGCUUCGUUAUGAUCUGAAGGUUCUGAAGAACGCCCCCAAACCGGCGCUGUAUCUGGGAUUUUCCGGUCUUGUACCAUUUGUAUCGGCUCCAUUAUUCAUGGCUAUCACAGAGACGUACGUUCCUGAAUUAGCUUACGCUCAAGUUGUGUACGGAGCCUCGAUCGUUUCCUUUCUCGGCGGCGCUCGUUGGGGCUUCGCCUUACCCGAGGGCAGCCCAGCAAAACCCGACUGGCUGAAUCUCGCCAACAGUGUCGUUCCCGCUGUGAUAUCAUGGGUAGCUCUACUGCUUAGCCACAACAUUAUCCAGUCUGGCAUGCUGGUGAUCAUGGGGCUGGGAAUAUCGCUGCAUUACGACCUGGCCUUGUUACCUACGUAUCCCAGCUGGUUCAAGGCACUGAGGACAAUCCUCACUGUAGUAGCUUUCUUCUCUUUACUCAGCACUAUAGUUCUUAAAGGAUUCUUUCCCGAGAAGAGAUAUCUCACCCAGGAAUGAGUUCUUAUUUAUAUGCAAAUCUCAUUUUGAACUUGUAAUGUAAUACAUACUGUAUGUAAUCUAUAUACCAGCCAGAACAAGCCAGUUUCUCUUCUUGGAAAAGUAAGAAGAACUUUCUCAAUGGUUGAUUGAUUGAUUUUUUUUAAUAUAUAUAUAUAUAUAUAAAAGACAGGUGCUGACAAGAUUUUGUUUAAUUACUGAUAUUGCCACAUUACUGAUAUUGCCCCAGAAGUGAGUUCAGUUGAACACUUCAAACAUCAUCGAUCAUUCAUAUGCAUUGGUAUGAGCGCUACUAUACGCUUUGCUGACUUAUUUUCCACAAAUAAAUGUUCAGUACUUAAACUAGUUUCCCCAUCUAUAACGUGCAAGUGUGACUAAAAUUAAGGGUUAUUUAUGAAUCUGGUCAAUAGUAUUGGAAUAAUUUUCCCCUGUAUGUGUAAUAAAAAUCUAUUGUGGAACUAAAGUUUAUUUUAAUGC